Messenger RNA from Sclerotinia trifoliorum, 3399 nucleotides. NCBI's taxonomy places the organism in Eukaryota, Fungi, Ascomycota, Leotiomycetes, Helotiales, Sclerotiniaceae. The record is from the annotation of a GenBank genome assembly.
CUUAAAAGGUUAAAAUAAGAGUACAAAGUGAUACAAUACAAUAAAAUACAUAUUUGACUCACUUUCCUGUUACUCUCAAAUUCAUAACAUCUCAGACCUAUAACAAGUAUAUGUUAUUAUUAUUACUACUUGGCACUCUCUACUCCGUACAAUCUCUACAAUCAAUAUCUUUUGUUGGUAAACAUUGGUUUCCCUUUACUCUCUUUCCCCUCUAUAAUUUCUUCAAUUUCUCUCCCUCCUUCACCAUCUUCAAUAUCCAGCCAAUAUUGACCCACGAAUCAUACCUCGAAUAUUGCUAUCACAAAUACUUGGAACUUUCACAUUGGAUACAACCUCUGACGCAACACACACCGCCAACGAAUCCACCUACACUACCUACCUACCAUACUUAAAGCUUCUCUGCCUUGUCAAAAUUGUUAGUUUGGAAUAGAACAAACUUUUCUACCUUCCAAUAUUCACCAUGUUGUUGAGAGAAAAAUCCAAAGAGCAAACCGACCGUAAGGUCUCUCCUCCUGGCCCGUCAUAUAUGUCAAAUGAUCAAUUUGGUGAGCUCGAUUUUUCUCUUCUGGUUUUACACCUACAUGAGAAAUUCGAGAGGUUCGAAAAUGGUCUUGCCUCUUUGCUAACCAUCAGCAGCGGACUACUUAGCAGAUUUAAGAAAUAAUCGUGUUACGCGCCCGAGUGGUGCAAGACCUGCCCCUCCAAGUAAACGAAGGCAAUCGAAUUCACUAUCGUCGAUAUUAUCAGCUAGCACCCCGGUCCCACCAGAGAUCCCAGCUUCUGUCGAUCUUUCACCGCGACCCGAAAGUUCCUUUUCGCGCCGACCAGCUCGAAAUUCCCUCGGAUCAUAUUCAUCAGUCAGCUCUAGAGCAGGUCGAUCACUCGUUCAGCCACCAUCUCAAGAGCCUCCUCUCAAACCCUCCGAAGUUGUACCCAGUGCUACCUAUAUAGAACGUGGCCUGAGAUGGAUGGAAAAGGAAGAGGCAGUAGCUCUACGAGAGGCUAUGGAGGACAUGGAUAUGAAAGGAGAGCAUGACGAGGAACUGCGAAUCCACAAUGCCGCGCAAGAGGAAGCAUCCGAGUUAGUCUAUGUGCACCAGUUUGGGGAAAAAUUCAAGAACCCUGACGCGCCUUAUCGAUAUAAAGACCACUUGAGGAAGAACAGUUAUGCACACGCGAGGACUCAGAGCGCUGGACGCAAUGGAGGCCUUGUUAUGGCUACAGGACUUGCUAGGGAUGCAGUUCCAAGGACAAACUCAACCAGUAGCGAUGACGAAGGACAAAAGAGCUCUGGAAGUUCAACACCUCCCUCCCCGAUCAAGACUGGCGUUACUGCAGAACCAACGUUACGUGGAUCUCUAGAUACUGGUCGAGAUGCAAUGGCCCAACAAGCGGCUACCAAAACUUACGGUAGUGUUGGCCGACCACAACACGGGAGGAAAAUGAGCGGUGGUGGUAAGAGAAAUAUUAGCGGAGAAAUCAAAGGCAGCUUUACCGGUGAACAGAUUUGGGAGGAGCCAGAACGAGAGACUGCGAGCGACUCCGAUCGUGGUCGAACUUUAGAUGGUCGCCCUGCCUCUGCUCUACGAGUCAAACCCCGAAAUCCUCUGAAUCGUGUCCAGUUUUCGGGCGAUGUUCAACGAUCGAAUAGUUCUCCUCCUGAAAUCACCAAGAAGCUUUCCACAACCGAGAUCUAUAAAAAUCCACCAACGCAAUCAAGAAAUCCUGCAUAUACUGCAAAUCCUUCCCCGGCGAACGUACCAGAAGCCGAGAAGGAAGAUGUCCAAAAAAAGAACGGUGUUGAGAUCAGAGGUGAUGAUAUACGUCAAGCGACAAGUAUGCGUCUUAGUGACCGCAGUCCAAAACUCCCCACACCCACUGCAGUCAGUGAUAAACCUGGCCGACCUAUUGUAAGCUUUGAUAAAAAUUGGAAGCCGCAAGAGGCUGAUGACAAGCCAGAAGUGCGAAGAAGAUCGCCGUUCGAUCGCCGCCCAAAUAGCCAAAAGCAAAGCCUACCUGCUCGACCAGGUCCGACGCCUAUCGCAUCAAACAAGGAUUCUAGUGCACCGUCCAAAGUGAACGUUCCAGUGCCCAGUAUAAAUUUCUCAGCAACACCGUCAGUCCCUACCAUGAGCUUUCCUGAUUCCCCUAAAAUUUCUGUUUCGGCUCCUAGUGUUCCAACGAUCAUUGAGCCAGGGUCAAGCCCAACCAAAUCAGCAUCAGCUGUACCAACGAUAAAUAUUCCAUCCAUCAACGAGCCAGUAUCUCAAUCCAGGCCUCAGAUUCCCACAAUUUCAGAGCCUGGAUCGUCACAAUCAACAGCAAGGCCCCUUCCAGAUCCGAAGACUGCCUCAAAACGUCCUAACCCACGACAAGCCCCUACACCUGUUCCUCGAGGCCACUGGUCUCCUGCGGUAGGUAGUCGAGCCACUGCAACUUGCCACCAGUGCCAAUUGCCGAUUGAAGGCAAAGUAGUGGCCCUUCGUGGUAUACCCGAGCGGUUCCAUCCGGAAUGCUUCAUAUGUUUCACAUGUGGUACCGCUCUUCAAGACCUCGAAAUCAGCCCAGAACCCGCCGCCUCCCGCGCAGCACGUCUCGAUCGUAUCAAGCGCCGCGCACAGGGAGAAAUCAUCCCCGAUACUGAAGGUGAAACAGAAGCCGAAGACGGAGAUGCUAGGCUACGAUUCUAUUGCCAUCUCGACUGGCACGAACUUUAUGCCCCUCGCUGUAAACAUUGCAAAACCCCCAUCAUCGGUGAACAUGCCGUUGCACUUGGAGAGCACUGGCACUAUGGACAUUUCUUUUGCGCCGAGUGUGGAGAUCCUUUUGAACAAGGAAUGACGCAUAUCGAAAAAGAUGGAUAUGCCUGGUGCCUUUCAUGCCAGACCAAACGCACGGAACGCAAAGCCCCAAAAUGUAAAAAAUGCAAGAAAGCCGUUCUAGGCCAGUACGUUCAAGCGUUAGGUGGUGAGUGGCAUGAUGAAUGCUUUAGAUGCGGGCAUUGCGCGGGUGGAUUCGAUGAUGGACAGAUUUUCCCUUGUCAGAGGGGAAAUAAGGGGGACGGUGGUGAAAUUAUUGUGCUUUGUACGGGAUGCAUGGAGAAGGAAUUGAAGCAAUGAAGGCCUGUAUGACUUAUGCAUCUAUGUUUUCAUCUGUAUUUCUUGUCUAUCGUUUUGCACUGUGGGGUAGGGUAGGGCUUGGAUUUGGAUGGAUGGUUGGUUUUUGGUUGAUUUCAGCAUUGAGAGUUCCGUUUGUGACCAUGAGAGCGAGCGCGUUGGGAAUAUAACAAGCAAAGCCAGCAUUUUCCUUAUAUGUAUACAUACAAUCGUUUUUUAAGAGCAGGUGAGAGUAGUAAGGAGGAAAUGGAAUAGAUAAAUUGAUGCUAUAUAAAGUGCAAGG